AUGGGGAAUUGUUUCAAAAAAGAGAAACCUGUUAAGACUGACACAACUCCAAGGAAAAGAAGUAGAAGAAUGACACCUAUGCUAGAUACAAUAAUCCACAAAAGCUCAAUCCACCCCAGCAUUAUUACAAUGAAUGUCAAAGAUUUCUGAAAGAUUCAUGAAAUUAUUGGAAAAGGGCAUUUCGGUGCUGUUUAUAGGGGAACACCUGUGGACAAUUUAUACAAAAACUAUGCAAUAAAAUCGAUCCCUAAAAAAAUGUUCAGAAAAGAUAAUAGAAUACGAUACCUAAAAGGGGAGCUUGAGACUUUACAAAUGUUAGACCACCCUAAUAUCAUUAAACUUUACCAAAGCUAUGAGGAUUCUAGUUCAUUAUACUUAGCCCUUCCUUUUAAAAAAUUAUAUUAAUUUUAUAUGCCUUUCAAUAAAAAAAUUGCUAUUAUUUUUUGUAAAAAAAAGAUAGUAACAGAAUAUUGCUCAGGAGGCAAACUUUUAGACAAAAUAAUAACCCGCCGGGUAUUUUCAGAAAAAGAAGCUGCAUCUAUUAUUUUAAAAAUUUUAAAGACAAUUUUUUAUCUCCACGCAAAUAACAUAUCUCACAGGGACAUAAAGCCGGAUAAUUUCCUAUUUGAGAAUAAUAGUGAAAAAGCUGAACUGAAACUGAUUGACUUCGGACUGUCUAAAAUUUGCGGAUCUGAAGCUAGGAUUAGUUCUGUGGUUGGAACACCACAAUAUGUUGCACCUGAAGUGCUAGAAGGAAAUUAUGACAGUAAAUGCGAUUUAUGAAGCUUAGGUGCAAUAAUGUAUCUUAUGCUGACAGGCAAAAUGGCAAUGGACGUCAGAAGUCCUGCUGAGGCAUUCGUCGCAUUGAAAACUAAAGAAGUCAGAACACAAGGGCCUGAUAUUGACAUGAUCAGUGCGUCUGGAAAAGAUCUGCUUUGAAAGUUGUUGAAAAAAAAUCCUAGGGAAAGAAUUGAUGCAAGGGAUGCCCUUGAGCACAAGUGGUUUACAGAGCAGAAAGAGAAAAAAUCAAUUGGCAUUGACCCAGAAAUAUUUCAUUGUUUGAAAAAGUAUAAGUACACUAGUUUAUUAAAAAAAGAUGCAAUGGAUAUCAUUGUGAAAGAUUUGACUUAUGCAGAAAUCUGCGAUUUAACUCGUUCCUCCGUUAUGAACAAAAAAAAUCUUGUUCGCUUACGGAGGGAUUAAUUUUUUAAAAAAAAAAAUAUAUUUAUACAUUUUAUAGAAUUUUUUUUCGAAAUUUAAAAAAAAUCCCAUUUCGCAAAAAUUUGAAAGUAAAUAUUAAUUAAAUUUGUAAAAUUUAUGUUUUAAAAAACAAUUUGUUUAAAAUUAAACAGAAUUACCUCGACAUUUCAUUAUAGUAAUUAUCACACUUAUAUAUCAAAAUUUUUUCUAUUAAAAAAAUUUUUGUUCGCUCACGGAGGGCAGGUUUUUUUGGGCAAAAAAAUAGGGAUUUUUCCAAUGAUUUUGUUCGCUCACGAAGGGGGAAUAAGAAAAGCUUUUGUGCAGAUUGAUAAAUCAAAUCUGGGAGUAAUAAAUAUUGAUGACCUAUCCACAGCUGCAAAAAAGGCAAAAUAUAAGCUUAAAGAUAACGAUAUCAUGAGCAUAUUUGCCAAUGUAGGCUCAGAAACUAAUUUAACUAUCAAAUAUUCAGAAUUUUUGGCAGCCACUUUAAGCUAUAAGAAUGUAAUUUUAAGUUUAAGUUUAACGAAUUACUCUCGCAUAUCACCAUCAGUCUUCUUUUACUUGAGGGUCCAAGCUACAUUAAUAGCUCUGAGCAACAAUAUGUGGACAGGCCUAACCGUCGAACCGUUAAAAUUUUAUAAACCCAUUAAGACUUCUCUAGUCAUUGCUAGCCUCAGCACUGACCUCUUCUCUUUAAGCCGAGACUCUCAAGAAGCUUGACUUCUCUCACUAAGCUCGGUGGUAGAACUAUUACCUAGUUAACAGGAGUUAGGACCUAUCCCUAACUAAUAUUUUUAAUAUUGUGAAGAAUGCAAUAAACGAGAAGCUGCUUCGGGAAACUUUUAGUGCUUUUGAUAUCAAUGAAUGUGGAUUUAUCAAUGAAGCAAAUUUUAUUGAAGCUUUAAAGAGGAGAGGCAAUAAUGUAGACCCAGAAAAAGUAAAAUCCAUGAUAAAAGAUCUUGGGAAAACAAAUCCUGGGUUUAUCACUUUUGAAGAAUUUAAAGCAGAAAUCGUUGACAAAGAUGAGUAA
Molecule: messenger RNA, 2230 nt
Organism: Blepharisma stoltei
Lineage: Eukaryota; Ciliophora; Heterotrichea; Heterotrichida; Blepharismidae
Source: the annotation of a GenBank genome assembly